Messenger RNA from Penicillium cinerascens, 966 nucleotides. RefSeq names its product RNA-binding protein. The record is from RefSeq and is a predicted model, not a curated record. NCBI's taxonomy places the organism in Eukaryota, Fungi, Ascomycota, Eurotiomycetes, Eurotiales, Aspergillaceae. The coding region runs from base 1 to 966 and encodes 321 amino acids. Gene Ontology annotation, molecular function: RNA binding. The transcript is spliced from 3 exons.
AUGGGCGACAAGAAGCGCAAGGUCGUCGAGGACCCUACCGAGCCCAUUGCUCCCGAGGGCAAGAAGCUGAAGAAGGAGAAGAAGGAGAAGAAAGAAAAGAAGGAGAAGCGCAAGGCUGAGAAAGAGACCAUCGAGGUCGCACCCGCCGAGACUGCCCCGGCGCAGGAUGAGGUGAAGGAGAAGAAGGACAAGAAGGACAAGAAGGAAAAGAAGGACAAGAAAGAAAAGAAAGAGAAGAAGGAAAAGAAGGCCGAUGCCGAGUCCAGCAAAGAGACCGAGGAAACCCCGCUGUUCACGAUAGACACGGAAGGCGACAAGGCCACCAAGGACAAGAUCUCGAAGGACAAGAAGGAGAAGAAGAAGCAGGAAAAGAAAGACAAGAAAGACAAGAAGGCCAAGGAGACUCCCCAGGAAGAGUCCGCAAACACCGACGAGGCCGCCGAAGAGACUGCCACCGGCACUGAAGACGCUGCAAACCAGAAGAACUCCCGCUUUAUCUGCUUCGUUGGCAACCUCCCCUACUCCGCAAACCUGGAGUCUCUCACAAAGCACUUCGAGAAGAAUCCUCCCGCCUCAAUCCGCGUCGCAACCAAGCCCGAGGCCCCUAAGAAGUGCCGCGGUUUCGCCUUCAUCGAGUUCGACAACUACGACCGCAUGAAGACCUGCCUCAAGCUUUACCACCACUCCACCUUCGACGACGGCAAGUACCCGCCUCGCCGCAUGAAUGUCGAGUUGACCGCUGGCGGUGGUGGUGCCAAUUCCGAGCACCGCAAAGAGAAGAUCAGAGCUAAGAACGAGAAGCUCAAUGACGAGCGCUCGCGCGACGCCAAGAAGAUCAACAAGGAUAAGAAGAAGCAUGAUAAGCGCCCCGCUGAGGGUCCUACUGGUGUUAAUGCCGUGGAGGUGCCCGAGGAUGACAAGUGGGCUGGUGUGCACCCCAGCCGUAGGCCGCGUGUGAUGCAGUAG